This is a messenger RNA of Equus quagga, 3815 nucleotides long. RefSeq names its product mitochondrial ornithine transporter 1-like. Gene Ontology annotation, molecular function: L-ornithine transmembrane transporter activity. The transcript is spliced from 3 exons. NCBI's taxonomy places the organism in Eukaryota, Metazoa, Chordata, Mammalia, Perissodactyla, Equidae. Gene Ontology annotation, biological process: mitochondrial L-ornithine transmembrane transport. The record is from RefSeq and is a predicted model, not a curated record. Bases 561 to 878 code for a protein of 105 amino acids.
CUGCGGGGAGCCCGCCGGGAGUGGGGCGCGGGCAGCGGGCGGGCGGCGCCACUUUCCCGGGCGCCGGGCUGGGCUCCGGGGUCGGCGGCCGCCGUGCACGUGCGCCGGGACCCGCGGCGCCCUUCGCCCCGCGCUGCCCGGGAGACUGGCGGGCCGGGCGGCCUCCUGCCCCGGGGAUCACCUGCUGCCCUCCUGUGCCGCGCGCGGUGGCAGCCGGCCGCCCGAGCGCCGGGGAGGUCGGAGGCGCCGAUGAAUGGAGACGCGGGCAGGUUGCCGGGGCCGAGUCGGCGGACGAUCGAGCGGGGAAGAGAAAGUUGGAACUGGUCUCGGCGAGCUGUGCCUGGGGCGGACCGGGAUCCCGCGCCCAGGAGGAGGGGCGGCUGGGGCGCCUCCGAGCGCCCUCCCGCCCCGGCCGUGGUGACUCGGCGGCAGGCGGCCUCCCGCCGCGCCGGCUCCGGCCUGAAGCUGGAACCUUCCCGUGGCAUUUCGCGGAUGUGAGGUGCCCGACAUAAGCUCCAGAGAGUUGCCUCCCACGGAGCCCAGCAGAGGAGCAGACGAACAUGAAGUCCAAUCCUGCCAUCCAAGCUGCCAUUGACCUCACUGCCGGGGCCGCAGGGGGCACAGCGUGCGUUCUGACGGGGCAGCCCUUCGACACACUGAAGGUGAAGAUGCAGACGUUCCCCAAGCUGUACAGAGGGCUCACUGACUGCUGCCUGAAGACCUACUCCCAGGUGGGCUUCCGGGGCUUCUACAGGGGGACCAGCCCAGCGCUGAUCGCCAACAUCGCCGAGAACUCCGUCCUCUUCAUGUGCUACGGCUUCUGCCAGCAGGUGGUGCGGAAAGCGGUUGGAUUAGACAAGCAGGCAAAGCUGAGGUGAGUCGAGGACACGGACACUCUUUUUUUGUUUUAAGAAAAACCAAUACCAUUGUACAGUCAGGAUUUUUAUGAUACCUUAUGGGGAAGGAGGUUUCGUUUUUUAAAAUAACUACUUUCUGAUUACGAAUUUAUACACUGUCGUCAUAUAAAACUUGGAAGACACGUAUGCAUCAUGCAAAAGGAGAAUUGCCCAUGAUCCACCGUGGAAAACGAACCACUCGUACGUGUUGGUAUUCAGGAAAAUGCUUUUCAAAUGCCAACGGUGGUGUUGCUGCUCGUGUGGGCAGAAGUGCUGGACUGAAACCAUAGACACAGCUUGUGACCCAUGUUAUGGGCUCCAGUUCAUCAGCAAAAUGCAGAGUAUUGGAAGACGUUGCCCGAGCCAAAUAGGUUUGAGGAGAACCUUGGAAUUUUAGCAAGGGUCAGAAGCAUCUGAGAAGAUGCCGGUGAACCUGCGGUUUCUUUGGCUGAGUCUGCCCCAAUGUCAGACUUCGGCUUAUGCUUGGUCAUCCCUUGGGUGUUUAUUAUACGGACAAAAAAGAAUUAGGAAACCACUGGCAUGUACCUUGGAUAGCAUCCCUCCUUUGAACAUUGAUUUGUCUUAAAUCACUUAAAAUUAUUGUGUCGGCUUUGUGGUUGCGAAGGGCAGUCUUAUUGGGUGUUUUGGUAGGAAUUUGAAACCCUAGUGCAACUACAGGUCCCACAUGACUAGAGUGGGUUCCUUUAUAUAGAAAUGUUCUCUGGAGGUGGCUAGAAGUCUAAAGAUGUGCCCCUUUGUAGACAGGAAUUCUAUCUUGAUGGAUGGAACUUGCUCUUUAAAGGCUUGGGACUGGAUGAGGUCAUCCGGGGAGACAGGGUCUAUAGAGGGUUGAGCUCUGGUGAUGGGACCCACCAGCACAAAGGGGUCAGGAAAGAGCGGAAGGAAAGAAAUAAGCAGGAGACCACCCAGGAGAGAGUGGUAUCCCAUGAUGGAGACUGACAGAAGGAAGACUGUAGCGGCCGGAGCUCUCCCAACUUGAGGGUGAGACUUUCUACUCUGGGCGACCUGGAGUUUGGGUCUCCUUCAGCAUCCUUCGAAGGACGAAUGAGGGAGAAGACAGGGAAACAGUGAGCAACCACAUGAGAAAGUCCUGCAGGAAAGAAGCCAUCCUAUUCACUUGGCCUAGCCCAGCACUCUCAUCCUUUUGAAGUUGGGGGGCUGCUGCUUUUUCAUCCUGCAGACCGGUGUUUGCUCAUUACCUGUUGGGAAAUGCCCCCUUAGUUUACAAACCUCCGAGGUGUAUGUUGUGUUUUUAGCCCUCACUCUGGUCCUGUGAGGGGAGCAAAGCAGGUGCUGAUAUCUGUUUGGUCGACGGGGAGACUGAAAUGCAGACACUGACGUGCUCAAGAUCACUGGUUGGUAACUGAGAAAGCCAGGAUGCAGACCAUGUCUUCUGAGCCCCCAGCCAGCAGUCUUUCCCUACGACCCCAGUCGGGGCUCUGGAAUAUUUUUGGGGGUCAGACCCAGAGAAAAGACUAAUAAGCAGAAGUAGUGAAAAGUGCCUGUGAGAACCUGCUGUGAAUUUCUGCAGUAGUGUUGUAAAUAUUUGUCUGCUCUCGGUUCGAACUACCUUGCGUAGUGUUCUCCUUUGACCUUUGCCUAGAUGGGAUCUUACACAGCAAGGGGGGUCCAGGUACAUGUUUGUUGAAUGGGUGACAAACAGUUGGUUCUUAGAAAAUGCCACCCUACGCCUAGUGCCGUUUCCAUUCCAGUUCUGAACAUGUAUGCUCUAGGCCCAGCCGGGGGCCUGUGGCCCUCAUUUAGCACACUGGCAGCUGAAAGUAUUUAUUAGAAAGCCGAAGUCCACUGCAGAUCUGAUGUGGCCUUGUCGUUGUGCUGUAACAAAGUGCUUGGUGGUCAUUCAGCGUCCGAGCCGUUGCUGCAUCUUGGAUUGACUGGACAGCUGUGUUUGUGGAUGCCACCUUUGUUCCAGCGGACUUGGCAGAUUCUGACCCCCAUUGACUAUUGCCUGUCAGCAGGUUGACAGAGAGUCCCUGAGGGAGGCAAGUACGGAUCUGCAGGCUGGCUGGAAGACAGCAGAUGCCAUUUAAGCUUUGGUUUUGACAAAUGAGCCAAGUAGGAGUGAAGGGGGAAGGAAUGGAGUGAACGGCCUGGGGCAGUUUCCACACUCUGGAAAGCUGUGUGCAGAUACAGUCGUGAGUCUGGCUCUCCUCUGGAAAUGGUCGGAUGUUUGGUUCUCUAAGAUGAAAAGGAAGUCCGUACUGCAAGCAGUGUCUUCCUCCCGGAAGAAAACCUUGUCUGAGCCAACUCUUCUGAGAACCCUGAGUGUGUGACAAGCUGCCUCGGCCCCUGGACACCCGCCUUACACCCAUGUGCAUCACCGAAUAGGGAAUAGGAAGUCAGGGCUGAGAUGGGAGGCAGCCCUUGAUUUCAUGUUAAUACUGACGUUAGUUUGUGUAACUGUUAGUUUAAUGUAACUUUAGGACAACUGAGUGUGGUAGGUCAAUUAGGCUUCUGCUCACAGUUUGCGGAAAAAUUAUUAGGGGAUCUCUCUGCCUCGGGCAGUUGGCUGCGGGGAAGACCUCCUAGGGCCCUUCUGGAAACCGGUGACCCAUCCUGGUUGUUCAGUGACAGCACGAUGCUGACAUUUAAAGGUGAGCGCCAGGGAGACAGUUGUCCUGCUUUGAGCAGUUUGGUCCUUCCUGCCGUGGAAAGGAUGGUCCCUUCCCACGUGACAAAACACCAUCCCAGUGUUUGGAGAGGAUCUUCUCUUCUGAUCCCCGUGAAUUCUCCGAGAAGUCUUCUGGCAGUGUGUUUCUCAGACUUUCCCCCAUACUCUUGGACUCUCACUGGAUUCCAGUGUCACAGCCCUGCUGGUGACUGUGGCUGGUUGUAUUAAACCCAUAGGAGAUGAGGUGAGUGCUUCCGCUUUUGGAC